AGCCAAUGAGCGCGGGGGCGGGAGGGGGAGACGUCCGCGUGCGCGGAGGGAUCUGGCGGCCGAAAAAUGGAUGAUGAUGAUGAUGACAUUCCCCAGCUUUCAUCCCAUACGUUGGCUGCCCUCCAGGAGUUCUAUUUGGAACAGCAGCAGAGAGAGGGCAUAAAGACCUCCCAAGGGUUUAAUCAAUAUUCCAUUGGCUCAAUAGAAGAAGACUGGCAACUGAGCCAGUUUUGGUACAGCGAUGAAACUGCGUCAUGCCUGGCUAACGAAGCGGUUGUGGCAGCUGGAAAAGGUGGCAGAAUUGCAUGUGUUAGUGCACCAAGUGUGUACCAGAAACUGAAAGAACAGGAUGGUAAAGAUUUUUCCGUGUGUAUACUGGAGUACGACAGAAGGUUUUCUGUAUAUGGAGAAGAAUUUAUCUUCUAUGAUUACAACCAGCCUUUGAACUUACCUGAAAAUCUCCUGCCACACAGUUUUGACAUCGUAAUAGCAGAUCCACCCUAUCUGUCUGAGGAAUGUCUUCAAAAAACUGCAGAGACCAUCAAAUACUUAACAAAAGGAAAGAUUCUGCUUUGCACAGGUGCGAUCAUGGAGGAACAGGCAGCAAAGCAUCUUGGUGUGAAGAUAUGCAAGUUUAUUCCGAAACACUCACGAAAUCUAGCCAAUGAGUUUCGAUGUUAUGUGAAUUAUGCUUCUGGACUGGACUGAUUCUCCUAAGAAGAUCUACAACUUUUUCAGUCCAGCUCCUUUCCGUUUUUUAUCAGUGACUCCACAUUUCUCAAUGCUGAAAUAUUCAGCUCCAAGUACUGAUUUCUGGGCUAACUUUAAUCAACAUGGUGUGAUAGCCUCUAUCUUUUAAAUGUGUAAGCAUUUGCAGUUACGGUGUUUUGUAUCUCACCUAUUAGGUAAAUGGGGACCAAACAAUGCAGGUGCUGGAUAAUGGGAACUUCUCUGUCAGAGUUUCAUUCUAGAUGUUAUUUUUUACCAUUCAAGGACUCUUCUUUGACCUCUCUGAAGUCAUUUUACCUGGUUGGUUCAUAACAACACAUAGGUGCUUGUCUCACAGACAUCAGAAUUGUCAUUGCAUCAGAACUGAUGAGUUGGUAGCUAGUGGAUGGUUGAAAGAGCACGAGUGAUGGUCUCCUUUCAGUCUUGAGAGAUGCUCCCUUAGUAUUGUUCUAAAAGUGUCAUGUUUUCAGAGUCAUUAUCCAGCAGGCUGAUGUUUUCAUAAAGGAUAACUAGAAGAGAAAAUAGGGGAGGCCUCUGCAGUUGCUUUUAAUAAUAAUCAGAACUACCUCCCAGUUGCCAAGUAAGAUAAGACUUGCUAUCCACUCUUGUUGCCAGACUGGCUUUUUAAAAACUUGUGGUUAUUAGUUCACUUUUUCUCUAAAGCCUUAUCACAAACCCAGACUUCCUUUUUGUAAAAGAUCCAUUUUGUCAUUGCUUACCAUCAUAUAAACUUGUGUAUGUAUGUAUGCUGUACUAGAGAAAAAGUAACGUAAGUUAAAUGUCUCUUUGCAGAAGUACAGGGCAUUUAUUUUGUGAUGCUUAUAUGUUAAUGCAACAGAAAAUCACGAGCUUUUAAAAAAACACAAACUGGGCUUUUGUAUUUAUUAUUUAAGCUAAUCUCCAGAGGUGGUAUAAACCUGAUGUCUCCUUGAAAAAAGCACAAUAAUGAUUUCCCCAUUGGAGAGAUCUUUACUUUCAUUAAUAAUCCUAUACAUUAGAGAGGCCAAAUCACCUGAAAUACGAAGUAAUUACUGAAUAAGAAUGCAACACAUUGGCCAUCCUUGCACUAUGCUUCAGACUGUUCAUGGGUUCUCACUUUGAGUUACUCUUACUGUUGGUUAUGAGAUACUUCUGUAGUAAUGUGACCCAUACAUGUUAGUCCUUUACAUCUUGAAUCAUAAGGGAUCUGAUUAAAUAUAGUGCCUGCUUUUUAAGAGAUUUCACUAUCAAGCUAAAGAUGAUACACAGGUAUGUCAAGGUUGUAGUUAGAAGAACAGUCCUUUUCUUCCAACUGCCUAGUUUUAUCUUUGCCUCCUAUUCCACAGACAACAGCACAGCAGUAGAGCAGAAGUAUCUUAGAAAUAAUUGAAUAUUACAAGGCCACUGAAGUAUAAUAUAAUGUAUUGAUAAGCUCCCACUGCUUCUAACAGACAAAGGUCACAUCUUAUAUUAAAGGUUUGGGCUAUAAUUCAAUCAAUUUCAAAGUAGAUGAUACAUUAGAAAAACUUUCCUUUGGGAUAGUAGACAUUUUUGGUAGCUGAGAGUUUUUCAAGCCACUUUUGACUAACCUUUGACUGCAUUACUAAUGUAUUUUUGUGUGAAAGCUGGUUCAGAAAUUCCAAGGCACUCAUCAGUUUUAUCAACUAUAAAUAUACUAUACAAAACAUAAA
Calidris pugnax (ruff) is the source of this 2399-nucleotide messenger RNA. It is a transcript of the gene EEF1AKMT1, whose product is annotated as N-6 adenine-specific DNA methyltransferase 2 (putative). Bases 67 to 708 code for a protein of 213 amino acids. The transcript has 5 exons. Gene Ontology annotation, molecular function: protein-lysine N-methyltransferase activity; nucleic acid binding. NCBI's taxonomy places the organism in Eukaryota, Metazoa, Chordata, Aves, Charadriiformes, Scolopacidae. Gene Ontology annotation, biological process: methylation. The record is from RefSeq and is a predicted model, not a curated record.